This is a messenger RNA of Pseudopipra pipra, 1425 nucleotides long. RefSeq names its product zinc finger protein 239-like. NCBI's taxonomy places the organism in Eukaryota, Metazoa, Chordata, Aves, Passeriformes, Pipridae. The coding region runs from base 63 to 1115 and encodes 350 amino acids. The record is from RefSeq and is a predicted model, not a curated record. Gene Ontology annotation, molecular function: DNA-binding transcription factor activity, RNA polymerase II-specific; RNA polymerase II cis-regulatory region sequence-specific DNA binding. Gene Ontology annotation, biological process: regulation of transcription by RNA polymerase II. The transcript has a single exon.
GCAGGUGAGGAGGAAGUCAGUGUCCCUUUGGGCGGGUGUUGUGCUGGCUCUGUCAGCCGAGCAUGGCCCCGGCUGCAGGACAACCCCGCUGGCGCCGCCGUCCUGCCGGGGCCGGAGUUGGGGGGAUGUCCUUGGCCUUCCCUGUGGGCCGGAGGCAAAUCCCCUCCCUGUCCUUGUUGCUUCCUGCCCCAGGCCCCGAGCUGAGGACGGAGAGCCCGGAGGACAAAUCCCCCCGUGAGACCCUGGUGGGAGAGGCUGUUUUGAAGGGCUCCCCGGCGCAGGAAGGCAGCGGGGAGGAAAAGGGCCGGAGAUCCCCCCGCAGGAGGGGCUCCAAAGCCAUCCCAGGGUGCUCUGAGGAGGAAAGAGCCAGCCUGUGCCGGGAAGGCGGCCGGAGCUUGAGGGGGAGCUCUGAGCUGGUGGUCCCUGAGCAGCCUCCCAUCAGGGAGAAACCCUUCAGGUGCUUGGAAUGUGGGAAGAGCUUCAGAGACAGCUUCAACCUGAUCCGACACCAGCACAUCCACACUGGGGAACAGCCCUACAUGUGUAGGGAAUGUGGGAAGAGCUUCAGGAACAGCUCUGGCCUGCACGUGCACCGUCGCAUCCACACUGGGGAACGGCCCUACAAGUGUGUUGAGUGUGGGGAAAGCUUCAGGACCAGCUCCAGCCUCCGCUCUCACCAUCUCAUCCACAGCGGGGAACGGCCCUACAAGUGCUUGGAAUGUGGGAAGGGGUUUCAGACCAGCUCAGAUCUCCUGAAGCACAAGCCGACACACACAGGGGAGUGGGCCUUCUACUGCACCGACUGUGGGCAGGGCUUCAACCGGAACUCCACCCUUGUCACCCACCAGCGCAUCCACACUGGGGAACGACCCUACAAGUGUGGGGAGUGUGGGAAGAGGUUUACACGCAACUCACAUCUCAUCCAGCACCAGCAGACUCACACGGAUGAGAGGCCCUUCCGCUGCACCGACUGCGGGAGGAGCUUCAACCAGAACUCCAACCUCAUCAAGCACCGGCGCAUCCACACUGGAGAGAGGCCCUACAAGUGUGGAGAGUGUGGGAAGAGCUUCACUAAUAAGUCUGGCUUGACCCAACACCAAGGGACCCACCGGUAAAGGAAGCUCCAACUACGGGAAGAGCUUUGGCCGCUGCUUCCACCCCGAAUGAAACCCCUGAUGGUGAGGCAACCCCUGGAGUCCAGUGACUGUCAGUCCAUCCCUUUCAACCAGAAAGGGCCAGUCCCCUUUCUCAGGGACAGGUUCUGCCAACAGAACCCUUCCUGGGGGGUGUGUGUGGAGAUUCCUGCCUUGGCUGGGGACCCCCCAGGGUCACUGCUGGAGGUUGGGAGCAGAGAUCUCCCCACGAGUGUUGGUCUGGGGGAGUUCCAUCCAUCUCUAAUUAAGAAUUAUUGCUUUUGUGCCAGCU